Molecule: messenger RNA, 2052 nt
Organism: Rasamsonia emersonii CBS 393.64
Lineage: Eukaryota; Fungi; Ascomycota; Eurotiomycetes; Eurotiales; Trichocomaceae
Exons: 4
Coding region: 1-2052 (683 amino acids)
Molecular function (GO): glycosyltransferase activity
Source: RefSeq, a predicted model, not a curated record
AUGGUUGCGUCUCAAUCCUCUCGUUCCGAAUCCCCCGCGUCGACGUCCACGCCGGCGACAUCUCCGGGGACUGAAUCGCCACCCACCCCUGGUCCUGGCUUGGUGUAUAUCCCAGAAUCCAAGCUGGAUCGCCGCUCCGAUGAAGAGAUCAUCACGCAGCUAAAAUCUUACCAAGAACCAACUUCGUCCGACAAGAAUGUGUGGGCUUUCUGGAACACGGGCUUCGACAACAUGCCCCCGUGGUCCCAGAGAAACGUUAUCAACUGGGUUCGUCGACUCGGUCCGUCGUGGACAGUACGCGUGCUGGACCAGGUCCCAGGAUCGCCGCUCAACGUAUCCAAGUUCGUGGACGCGUCCUUUUUCCCAGAGGCCUUCAAUAACAGAACCAUGACCGGCCCGCAUGUUGGGCAGCAUUCGGGGGACCUGGUUCGUUUGCCGCUCCUGUACCUGUACGGAGGCGUCUGGAUGGACGUCGGUAUGGUCCUUUUCAGGCAUAUUGAUGACAUCUGUUGGAACGCCAUCACCGACCCCAUGACCCCAUACGAGAUGUCAGGAUUCGCCAUAGAGAUUUGCCCCGGUACCACAAACAUGCUGAAUGGGUUCAUCGCCACAAAACGGGGUAAUGGGUUCAUCAAGCGCUGGCACGACAUUUAUCUGGAGCUGUGGAAGGGAGUCACUGAGAGCAAAGGGUUCCAUAAACAUCCCCUUCUUGCACAUCUCCCCUUGAUGUACGCACCGGCAAACCACUUGAAUUUGCCUGGGGCACUCAAGAUCAGCCCAGAAGACUUUAGCGACUAUCUGGCUCACUUCCAGUGUUUCGAAAGACUUCGGAGGAUCGUCGAUCCAACUGACGGGUUUGAUGGGCCGGAGUACUUCCGGGAAAAGAUGUACUUGCUGCCCGCCAUGCAGGAAAUGCUGAAACUCCAGUCGGUGACCGAGUGGAGUGGCGCUAGACAGUUUGAGCUUUUGAGCACAAAGAGGGAAGGAGAGGGGGCUGUUCAGAAUGAACUCUACCACGACGCAGAAAAGAUUGCCCUGGAUCUGUUGGCGAAUACAUCAACAAUGAAGCUCUCACACGGCCCCUCAGGCGCUCUUGACUCCUUCCUCGCUGACAUGUGGGACGAUCCGAAAAAUCACAAUAAAGACAUCGAAGCAGGAACGUUCGCGGCGUACUUGAGAUAUGGUAGUGUCCACUUUGAUCAGACAAGAGUCCUUGAGCCCAUGAAGCCCAGACCCACGACCGGGGAAACCCUCCAUAUCGGAGUGCUCCAGCCAAAGGUCACUCAUGAGACAGACAUUGAUGCUGAGAUGUCGUCAGGCAAACUAGCAUUGACAGUUGCAGAGGAGUCCUUGAGGAUGGAAAAGGUCUUUUCGUGCAUCGCCAUGGUCUUCUCACCCACAUUAACCCUCCGCUCAAUAGCAGCAACAGCUGCAGCGGCAGCACAGCAGACCCUUAAGAGGCAGGUCCAAAUAACAACGAACCCGCGUCCACGCAAUAUCGCCGAGAGCAGGUUGAUCCUCGCUGCUCUUCAGAAGUUCGGCGAGGUAGUGACAUUCCGGCAUUUGCGGGGCAAGGUCGACGACCCCGAGGCAACCAGUCUUGUCAUUUUCGAGACAGCAGAGUCAGCUGCCCGCGCCAUUGAGGCUUCACCGCUGACCGUUCCGAUUCCAAAGCACAUACACCGUCCCAAACCUCCGAACGAACAUGUGCUCGCGGCAGACCCCUUGUCCAAAUAUGAGUCAAUCGAAGAACCCCGCCCAUUUACGUGCAAAAUUCAAGAAUCCCAUCACGACCACGAAGCCGCGGUGAAGGAGAACCCUUCCCAUGGACCCUUUCAGCUCGACACCAAUACCUACCAGUAUCAUGACUUGGUUAACAGUGGCAUACCGCAGCCCGAACUCGCAGAUUGCUUUUGGGAACCAAAAAGACCCGUCACGCCAUCGUUCAAGAAGCAUAUCUAUCAGAGAAACAAAAUGAAUGGCGCCACAUCUCUGAUGAGGGUAUAUCGAGAAGGCUUUAACAUGGAGAAGAAGAAGCACAAGGAAAAGUAG